CCAUAGGGCUGGGUAUCGAAUUUCGAUCCGGUUAUGGCACCGACCGAAAUGCUCCGAUCCUAUCGAAUAUCAAAACAUUAAUAGUUUUCCGGUGCCGUAUUUCGAUACUCAAUGAAAUUAAUCCCAGCCUGUCUGCCAAUAGUAAUAUCGUUUUCAACUGUUUCUGGGUAAAUGCUACGUCUGUGAGCCAAUAAUCAUGUGGUAUUAGUGGUUACGAAUCUUAAGUCGCUGGUGAUUGGCUGUCACAUUUUCGGAGCGCGAGACACGUUUGUCUACUUGACCGUCACUAUAUCAAACUUUGUCAGCUGUAACGUCACUCUUGACGUUGUCAUAAUGCCUAAAAGGUCCAAAGUGUGGCUCCACUUCGCUCAGGUGGACACCAAUAGAGCCAGAUGCUCUAUUUGCCAAAAAGUCGUGCUGGCGAAAGACGGCAACACAUCAAAUCUUGCGAAACAUUUAAUAAUGCACAAGAUUAACCUCCGGUCGGACAGCUGCUCCGUGUUUGACUGUAAAGCUAAGAAAGCUAAGAAGGACGACGGGACUUCAGUCACCAGACCGCCUCCUUCUUCCACAUCGAAUUCUCUAUCGGCUAGUGACCGGGAUUCAGCUGGGAGUUUGGCCAACAACAUUACAGCCUCUGCCCCGCCUCUUACCAUACCUGAGGUAAGGAAGACAUUGCCAGGUAUUGCUAGUGUCAAUCCCUUCACGCUGGCAGAAAGGGGGAAAAUGACGAAGGAUCAGCGAGAGGAGUGCCAUAGGGUAGUCACCAAGUUCAUUGUUAAAGGUUUGCUGCCCUUUUCAACAGUGGAUACCCCAUGGUGGAGGGAGAUGAUAGCAGCCCUGAACCCUAAAUAUCAGUCCCCCACCAGAGACAUGGUAUCGAAUACUUUCGUGCCUGCAUGGUAUGCUGUGGAGAAGGAGAAUGUGAAGAGGGAGUUGGAGGCUGUCAGGGAUGUGGCUGUGACUGCUGAUGGAUGGACCAGUGUUGCGCAAGAUCACUACCUCACUGUUUCUGUCCACUAUAUAAUAGAGGGGGCCAUGAAGGAGAAAAUACUGCACACGCAGGCAGUGUAUGUAUCACAGACAGGGGUAGCAAUAGCAGAAGAGAUAGGGGACAUUUUGGAAGAAUUUGGGGUAAAGGAGAAAGUUGUGGCCAUCACUGUGGAUAAUGCUGCAAACAUGGAUGUGGCAGUGAGAAGGAUGAGUGUGAGAAAAAUUGGCUGCUUUGCCCACACACUUAACAUCGCCGCCCAAAAGAUAUACACCAUACCCUCAGUUGCAAGGUGGGCAGGAAGAGUCAGAGCCUUGUUGGUGUGGUUGAAAAGGUGUACCCUGUCUAAACCUGUUUUGAAGGAGAAGCAGAAAAUACUCGGCCUGCCAGAGCACUCAGUCAUUCUGGACGUUAAGACCAGAUGGAACAGCCUAUAUUUAAUGAUGGAGCGUUUUCUGGAAAUGUUCCCUGCCAUCCAGGCAGCCUGCAUGGACCCUCGCCUGAAGAAGUCCAUGGAGAAGGAGAGACUUGACAGAAUUUCAGGUGACGACUUCAGGAAAGCAGAGGAGUUCGUAAAAUUGAUGAAAAUCAUGUACCAGUCAACUGUUUGCAUCUCUUCCGGAAACAACGCCACACUAGGUCAAAUUAUUCCAAUCAUAAAAAAACUUCAAGAUCACUUCAGGGUCACAGCAGACGACUCUUUCUUCUCUAAUGCCAUAAAGGAAAAAGUCUGGGAUGACCUUUCCAAAAGAUACCAAGGUGAGGGCAUUCAGGAGUUUUUGGAGGAGGGCACGGCUCUGGACCCUAGGUUCAAGGGAAAGGUAGAGGAUGCUGUGUGGUACAGACUGGAGGAGGAGUUAAUCGAUCGAGCCUCACACCAGAACAGAGGUGAAACUGCCCAGGCCCACCAGCAGGUGGACGAUGGGGACAGCUCAUGCGAUGAAGCCAGUUCAGCUGCAACAGAGAAACUGACAAAGCUGUCUGCGCUGGAGGAGUUGUUCAUGGAUGAGGACAUAGAGGUGGGAGAGCGGAAUUACCCAAUUGCGAGCCAAAGGGAUAAGGUGAAAGAAGAAAUCCGCCACUACAGAGGUUUGCCAUCAACUUUGUCAACUGUUGAUCCAGUGACCUGGUGGUGGGACAUGAGGGGCACCCUACCAGCACUAUCAAGCUUGGCUGCAAGGUACCUCUGUGUUCAGGCGUCAGCGACACCAUCAGAGCGCACCUUUUCAACAGCUGGCGACACAAUCAGCCAGGAGCGGGCCUGUCUGUUGCCAGACAAGGCAGACAUGCUGAUCUUUCUAAAAAAAAACUGUUGAGUGACUGUUGUCAUGCAAUUUGGACUCUUUGGACAUUUGUUUGCAUCAGUUUUUCUCUUUGUUAUUAUUAUUGCAUUGUUAUUUAUUCAUUCCUUAUUAUAACUGAGUGCCCUCGACUAGGCCCCCAUGCCUAGAUCUCUGUGUAUUUAUGUAUGUGUGUAUUUAUGCAUGUGCUCUCUCUCUCUCUCUCUCUCGCUCUCUCGCUCUCUCUCAGUUCUGAAAAAUAAAUUCUAUAAUUCCUAAUUUGUUUUUGUUGUGGAAAUUGAUUUUUAAAACAUCAGGUAUCGAAAAAAGUAUCGUAUCGAACCGGUAUCGAAACCAAGGUAUCGAAAUUAGCACCGUAUCGAAAUAUUUUGAACGAUACCCA
This is a messenger RNA of Gadus morhua (Atlantic cod), 2674 nucleotides long. RefSeq names its product zinc finger BED domain-containing protein 1-like. Gene Ontology annotation, molecular function: DNA binding; protein dimerization activity. Lineage: Eukaryota; Metazoa; Chordata; Actinopteri; Gadiformes; Gadidae. Bases 334 to 2307 code for a protein of 657 amino acids. The transcript is spliced from 8 exons. The record is from RefSeq and is a predicted model, not a curated record.